GGAGUCUGUCCAACGUUUCACUUCUGAGCGCACUUGUCUGACUCAACGAUGAGCUCCGGUGGGAAAUACUGCGUGUUUUUGUUCUUGCUUAAAAGUAUCCUCUCGGACCCGGGAACCUCAAAUCAAGACCAGACCAGCAAGUCUCCUCAACUGAAUACCCCACCCUAUGAGGACCCAACAUUGGUCUUAAUGCCAGUGGUUCUGUUGGACACCACAACAGUACUGGGAGAACUGGACUGGAAGACCUAUCCUGUCAAUGGGUGGGACGCUAUCACAGAGAUGGAUGAACAGAACAGGCCGAUACACACCUUCCAGGUUUGCCAUGUAAUGGAGCCAAACCAGAACAACUGGCUGCGGUCUGGGUGGAUCCAGCGACAAGCUGCACAGAGGGUAUAUGUGGAGCUGCGUUUUACACUGAGAGACUGCAACUCCAUCCCUUGGGUUUCUGGUACUUGUAAGGAAACCUUCAACCUCUUUUACCUGCAGACAGACGGGCCGCUCCCCGACAGCACACGCUUUCGGCCUACUGACUAUGCUAAGGUGGACACCAUAGCAGCGGAUGAAAGCUUUACACAGACCGAUCUUGGAGAUCGUGUCCUUCGACUUAACACCGAGGUCAGGGAAGUGGGUCCCAUCACACAGAAGGGAUUCUACCUGGCCUUCCAAGAUGUGGGAGCUUGUAUUGCUCUUGUGUCUGUAAAGGUCUUCUACAAACGGUGCCCCUCAACUCUAAGAAACUUGGCCGCGUUUCCCGAGACAGUGCCGCAAAUGGACUCGUCCUCUUUGGUGGAAGUGAGAGGUUCAUGUGUGGAGAACGCAGAAGAGAGGGACACGCCCAAAUUGUACUGUGGUGCUGAUGGAGACUGGCUGGUACCUCUGGGCCGCUGCGUCUGUAGUAUCGGCCAUGAGGAAAUGGAUGGCUACUGCCAAGCUUGCAAGCCUGGCUUCUUCAAGGCGUACGCUGGGAACACUAAAUGCUCCAAGUGUCCUCUACACAGCUCUAGCCAUGACCAGGCGGCCACCAUCUGUCACUGUGAUAAAGGCUUCUACAGGGCUCUCAAAGACCCCACUACUAUGGCUUGUACAAGGCCUCCAUCAGCUCCCAGGAACCUGGUCUCACUCAUCAAUGACACAGCUCUCUUCUUGCAGUGGAUGCCUCCCAGUGAUACAGGAGGCAGAAAGGACAUCACUUACAACAUACUGUGCCAGCGCUGUGGUGGGAGUGACAGCAGCAGUGCUGUGACACAGUGUGAGCCGUGCGAGCCUGACCUGCAUUUUAUCCCACGGCCACUUGGCAUUACUGGCACCUCUGUAGCAAUACUGGACUUUGCGAUGCACGCUAACUACACCUUCCACGUUGAGGCCGUCAACGGGGUCUCUGGGCUGGGCAUGACUGCACGCUCGCUGGCGAAUGUGACCGUCACUACACACCAAGCUGGUCCUGCUCUGGUGGGUGUAGUCAGGAAGGACUGGGCCUCUCAAAACAGCAUCGCCCUCUCCUGGUCAGAAGUGGAAAAGCCACCCUCAGACAUAGUGGAUUAUGAAGUGAAAUAUUAUGAGAAGGAGCAAGAGCAGCUGAGCUACUCAUCAACACGGACCAAAGCCCCCAGUGUUGUGGUAACGGGCCUCAGACCCUCGACUGUUUAUGUUUUCCAUGUGCGCGCUCGCACUGCUGCUGGCUACACAGCGUACAGCCCCAACUUUGAGUUUGCAACAGCAGCCGAGGAUCCUGAUAUUGCUGAUCAGGGUCAAGUUCUGGUGGUUGUCACAGCAUCUGUAGGAGGUUUUUCCCUUUUGGUCAUCCUUACCCUCUUCCUUUUAAUCACUGGACGGUGUCAGGGCUACAUUAAAGCCAGGAUGAAAUCAGAGGAGAAGAGGAGGACACGCUUUCACAGUGGACACGUCCCAUUUUCUGGAAUAAAGACCUAUGUGGAUCCAGAUACAUAUGAAGACCCCACUCAGGCUGUGGAGGAAUUUGCCAAAGAGAUAAACCCCUCUUACAUAUGCAUCGAGAGGGUGAUAGGCGCAGGUGAAUUUGGAGAAGUCUGCAGUGGCCGUUUGCGUGUACCAGGCAGGAUGGACAUUUCUGUGGCAAUAAAGACCCUUAAGGGUGGUUAUAUGGACCAACAGAGACGAGACUUUUUGCGUGAGGCCUCGAUCAUGGGGCAGUUUAACAACCCCAACAUCAUCAGGCUGGAGGGAGUGGUCACUAAUAGCAGACCAAUAAUGAUAGUGGUGGAGUACAUGGAAAAUGGAGCACUGGACUCUUUCCUCCGGGCACGUGAUGGUCAGUUCACAGUGCUCCAGCUGGUUGGCAUGCUCCGGGGCAUCGCAGUUGGUAUGACCUACCUUUCAGACAUGGGUUAUGUUCACCGAGACCUAGCUGCUCGCAACAUCUUGGUAGAUGAAAACUUGGUGUGUAAGGUCUCCGAUUUUGGCAUGUCCAGAGUUCUUGAAGAUGACACCGAAGCAGCCUACACAGCUACAGGAGGAAAAAUACCAAUACGCUGGACAGCACCAGAGGCUAUUGCUUAUGGAAAGUUUUCCUCAGCUAGUGAUGUAUGGAGCUAUGGCAUUGUCAUGUGGGAAGUGAUGUCAUAUGGAGAGAGGCCCUACUGGGAGAUGUCCAAUCAAGACGUCAUUUUAUCUAUUGAAGAAGGCUAUCGUCUGCCAGCACCAAUGGGCUGUCCUGUGACGCUGCAUCAGCUGAUGCUACACUGCUGGCAGAAGGAAUACGGCCAGCGCCCACACUUCAGUGAUGUGCUGUCGUUCCUCGACAAACUCAUAAUUAAUCCCAGUGGGCUGCUGAAUCUAGCCAAUGAUGUUCAGAGUUUCGCUGACUCCCCAGACGACAUGCCAGAUUACCCUCUUUUCAUCUCUAUUGGCGACUGGCUCGACUCCAUCAAAAUGAGCCAGUAUAAGAACAACUUUCUUGCAGCAGGAUACACGACGCUGGAUUCUAUUUCAAUCAUGAGCAUAGAUGACAUCAGACGUAUUGGAGUCUGUUUGAUUGGCCAUCAGAGGAGAAUCAUAAGCAGCAUACAGUCCCUUCGCCUGCAGCUUCACCACAUCCAGCAGAGUGGCUUUCAAGUGUGAGCCCAUUGCACAGAGUCAGACUGUGUGUACAAACUGAGCUGGAAACAAGUUCCUUGGCAUCGUCAUUCAACUAAUUGCACAAAACACCAGACUCUUAGGUGUAGCAGGUACCACAUGCUGCUCGUAUGAGCGCGGUCUGCUGCUAGACCACAUGUGGUCUAGUAAGCACACACUCAUCAUCUUCUGGAUCAUUAUCAAUACAGCCUCCACAACAACCAACCUCUGGCGUUGGCCAAAUGCGGUCUCUUUAUUAUCUCAGCAAAUACUAGCAUUCACUUGAAUUUAGGACUUCUUUUCUCUAGUGUCUAUUCAAGUGUUCACCAAUACCUCUUCUCUUUCCAAGUGACAAUCCAAUGGUUUGUAUUGACUUUGAAUGGUCUAAAGUUUGUUACCUCAUGACCAGAGAAGAUGAGGACAGGAGAAAUCAUUUGAUGAUGUGUGGUACAGUGCGUGACUUUAAUAACUACCUUUCCAGCUGGUUUAUGAAACACUUCACUUAAAAGAAUAAAGAUUGACCGGAUGGUAAAAUACAAUCAUGUUUUUUGAACUGAAGACCGCUGAAUGUCAAAAGAUUUUAUAGAAAUGUAUGUUCUCUCUUCAUGAUGAUGCAGUAUGUCUUGUACAAAAAGUCUUGUGAAAAUUGUAUGUUUUAUCCAGUAUGUUGG
Oreochromis aureus is the source of this 3761-nucleotide messenger RNA. RefSeq names its product ephrin type-A receptor 6-like. Lineage: Eukaryota; Metazoa; Chordata; Actinopteri; Cichliformes; Cichlidae. Bases 49 to 3096 code for a protein of 1015 amino acids. The transcript is spliced from 21 exons. Gene Ontology annotation, biological process: axon guidance; cell surface receptor protein tyrosine kinase signaling pathway; protein phosphorylation. Gene Ontology annotation, molecular function: ATP binding; protein binding; transmembrane-ephrin receptor activity. The record is from RefSeq and is a predicted model, not a curated record. Gene Ontology annotation, cellular component: neuron projection; plasma membrane.